Arabidopsis arenosa is the source of this 3466-nucleotide messenger RNA. The record is from the annotation of a GenBank genome assembly. NCBI's taxonomy places the organism in Eukaryota, Viridiplantae, Streptophyta, Magnoliopsida, Brassicales, Brassicaceae.
AGGGAAUUACACUAUUGGACUUGUCCAAGAUUGCUUAGCUUUUUUUGCAGAGAGCUUGAAUAUGUUUAUCUCUAUGAGGUAUGGAGACAGACACAACUGCACCGUUUAAUCUGAAGCAACCGCUCGCUUUUUGUCAAUUCAAUGGAAGUGUAUGCUGUAACUCCCGGGAAGACUCCAAGUUGCAGAGACAGUUUAAAGCGGUUAACGUAUCUAGAAGAUGUUCUCCGCUUCUCAAAUCAUUACUUUGCUCGAAGUGUGAUCCUUUCGCAGCAGAACUUUUCCGUGUUGAAUCAGAAUCUAGACAAGUUCCUGUGCUCUGCAACUCUACAGUUUCUUCUAGUAAAUCAACACAAUCGUUGGAAGACAUUGAUUUCUGUGCCACAUUUUGGAAUGAAUGCCAGAAUCUCUCUGUAACCAACACUCCGUUUGCUUCUCAAGCUGGAGAUGGAGGCAACAUCACUUCCACAAUAUCUGAAAUAUGGAAAUCAAGCAAUGACUUCUGCAAGAUUUUUGGUGGAGCUUCGGAUGAAUCCUCUGUGUGCUUCAAUGGCCAGGCAGUUUCAUUUAACAUUUCAAAAGUUACCGGUCCAGCUCCUUCAGGCAUAUGCCUCGAGAAGCUUGGAAAUGGGUCUUAUCUUAACAUGGUACCUCAUCCUGAUGGUUCUAAUCGCGUCUUUCUGUCUGAUCAACCCGGGAAGAUAUACUUGGCGACAGUUCCAGCUCAAGGAUCUGGAGAACUUUUGAAAAUAGACGAAACUAACCUGUUUCUUGAUCUUACUGAAGAAGUGCACUUUGAUGCUGAGCUUGGUCUCUUAGGAAUAGCUUUCCAUCCCGAAUUUUUGAAAAACGGUAGAUUCUUUGCUUCUUUCAACUGCGAUAGAGUUAAGUGGCCAGAAUGUUCUGGAAAAUGCGCAUGCAACUCAGAUAUUGACUGUGACCCUGCAAAGCUAGAUUCUGAUAAUGGAGCAACACCAUGUCAAUACCACAGUAUCAUAUCAGAAUUCUUUACCAAUGGGACUUAUGUUAGACCUGUGGAGGUAAGAAGAAUCUUUACAAUGGGUCUUCCUUAUACAUCACAUCACGGUGGACAGAUCUUGUUCGGGCCCAAAGAUGGGUACUUGUAUUUCAUGAUGGGAGAUGGAGGAAGUAAAGGAGAUCCACACAACUUUGCACAGAACAAGAAAUCAUUGCUCGGGAAGAUCAUGAGACUUGAUGUGAAUAAUGUUCUUGAUGCAAAAGCGAUGAACGAGUUUCAGCUAUGGGGAAACUACUCUAUACCUAAGGACAAUCCGUUUUCGCAAGAUAAGAAUCUGUUGCCUGAAAUAUGGGCCAUGGGAGUGAGAAAUCCAUGGCGAUGCAGUUUUGAUUCAGAGAGACCGUCUUAUUUCCUUUGCGCAGAUGUUGGAGAGGACAAAUAUGAAGAAGUUGAUAUGAUUACUAAGGGAGGAAACUAUGGUUGGCAUUACUACGAAGGAACUUUGCCGUUUAAUCCCUCGAGUUCUUCUAAUAUCAGCAACUCAACAACAAAGAUUGAAAAUCCGAUCUUCCCGGUAAUGUGGUACAAUCAUUCAGACAUAAACCAACAAGAAGGAUCAGCAUCAAUAACUGGCGGAUACUUUUACCGUUCCUCCACUGAUCCAUGCUUGUAUGGAACGUAUCUCUUUGCAGACUUAUACGCCGGAAUUAUUUGGGGUGGAGCUGAAACUCCAGUUGGUAGUGGAAACUUCACGAGCUCUCAAAUCCCGUUUCAAUGCGCUUCCGAUUCGCCAAUCCCUUGCUCAUCUGAAACAGAACCUUCCUCUUCCUCAUCUCCACCAAUUGGUUUUGUAUUCUCCUUUGGACAAGACAACAAUAAAGACGUCUACUUACUUGCAAGCACUGGUGUUUACAGAAUCGUUCGCCCGAGCCGCUGUAACUUCCAUUGCUCUCUUGAAAACACAACGUCCUUACCUCCUUCAAAACAACCUGAUCGUUCUCCGCCGUCUUCAUCAUUGUCUAAACGACUUCACAACAUUAAUACUCUUGUUAAAGUGGCGUAUGCAAGGAGAAGAGGAAAGAGAGACAAUAUGAGUGUGGAGGACGAAAACGAAGAACCGCUGAGUCCUAUGGCUCGUUUGUUCCAAUCGCCGGGCAAUGACUGUUGCAUCAUCACCAUGAUCGGUUGCAAAACCAAGAUCAAUGCUGAUGUCAUUCUACGUGCCUUGAAGCUUAAUGUUUCCAAGCAUCCUCGUUUCUCUAGCAAAUUGUCUGAUGAUGGUGGAAGUUGGAUUAGGACUCAAGUCAAUGUAGAAAACCAUGUAUUUGUACCAGACAUAGACUACCAGAUCGAAGAAGAUGGCGAAGGUUAUGUUGAAGACUAUAUUUCACGUCUUACGAUGCUUCCUCUCGAUAAAUCAAGACCUUUGUGGGACAUGCACAUCCUCAACAUCAAAACGAUUGAUGCCGAAGCGGUUUGUGUAAUAAGAUCUCACCAUUCAUUGGGAGAUGGAACAUCUCUCAUGUCUCUUCUAAUAGCGUGUACUCAGAAAACAUCACACCAAGACACAUUUCCUACUAGUCAUGUACUUAAACAGCGUAAAACGGCGCUUAAAGAUAAAGUCCCAUGGUUCUUAAGAUGGGUACUUGCGGUUUUUUCGUUAGUGAGAUUGAUUUGUAAUACUUUCGUGGAUAUUUUGCUUCUCUUGGCGACGGCUUUGUUCUUGAGGGAUACAAAGACGCCUCUGAAAGGUGAUGUGGGUGUCGAGAAUAAUCAGAAGAAAUUUUGUCAUAGAAUUGUCUCAUUAGAUAACAUCAAACUUAUAAAGGAAGUUAUGAACAUGACUAUCAAUGAUGUUCUACUUGGAGUUACACAAGCCGCUCUCUCGCGCUAUCUUAGCAGUUUUCCUGGUAAAAUACGAUUUACGGCAGGUGUUUUUGUAAACCUAAGGUCAGACAAUGGAAUCCAGCCAUUGGCAGAGAUGAUGGCCGCGAAUUCGAAAUGCAGAUGGGGGAACUACUUUAGCUUUAUUAAUUUCCCGAUCGCGAUCGGUUUAGAGACUGAUCCAUUGUUGUAUCUAUCAAAGGCAAAAUCAGCUAUUGAUCGAAAAAAACACUCACUUCAAGCUGCUUUGGCAUAUUCAGCUACAGAAUUUAUCUUCAAUACAUUCAGUGCUAAGGUAGGUGCAAUAAUACCAAAACGACAUAUUUCGAACACGACCACAUUCAUUUCAAACAUGAUUGGUCCCAUGGAUGAAAUCAAUUUCCUUGGCCACCCCAUUGCUUACAUCGCUCCAAGUGUCUAUGGACAUGCUCAUGUACGCGUUAACAAUACAUUUCCUAAGUUAUGCGGAAAAGAUGGUAAUCUCGAUAGGGGUCGAUCCUACGGUCAUACAAAAUCCUCACAAGCUUUGUGAUGAAAUGGAGGACUCUCUGGAAGCUAUGAAAGCCACUCUUUCAGAAAGAGGGUUAAUAUAAGGUGUUACUAGUA